This is a messenger RNA of Cryptococcus wingfieldii CBS 7118, 795 nucleotides long. RefSeq lists its product as hypothetical. Gene Ontology annotation, cellular component: centrosome; cytoplasmic dynein complex. The transcript has 7 exons. NCBI's taxonomy places the organism in Eukaryota, Fungi, Basidiomycota, Tremellomycetes, Tremellales, Cryptococcaceae. The coding region runs from base 1 to 795 and encodes 264 amino acids. The record is from RefSeq and is a predicted model, not a curated record. Gene Ontology annotation, molecular function: dynein heavy chain binding. Gene Ontology annotation, biological process: microtubule cytoskeleton organization; microtubule-based movement.
AUGGACUGGGCAGCACGCCGAAUGAGUUGUGGGAACUGGGGCGGUCAGAUUCUCGAGGAAAGGUGUACCCCUGGCGGAGAUCUAUUCGGCGCCGUCGCUCUCGGCAUUCUAUCCUCCUUCGUCGCAUCCGAGCCUGUUGAGGCUGGUCCCCAGUGCUCUGCUCGCAACGUCUCUCUCAGAUACUGCCGUCGUCAUAGUCCUGGUUUGGACGAAACCACAGUCAAUCUUCAAAACUUAUCAACAUGGCUCUCAUGGGUAGAGACAUGGGCAUCCGAGGCAGGCGAGAGGAGUGAGGUAGAAGAGCUGCAUGAGCGACUGCCAUCACACUUGCAGCACUAUACCGAGCUGUCACCCGCCAUUGUUGGUACGACCACGUAUACUGUUGUCGGGCCUCUGUUACCACUUGGCUCGGGUACUUCAGCGCCUCGCGAAUUCCUAUCGUUGUGGUUUGCAAAGACCGAUCGCAUGGAUUCUUCUGCCGAGGAUGUGGGAGUGAAAGGUGGACACUGGGGAGAAAGGACAGAUCGAGCACAGCACGCACUGAGAACUGUCUAUCUGGGCUAUGGCGCCGCUCUGUUCUACAUUGACCCUACCCGAUCUACGACAUACGCUCUCCUGAAAAGCUAUCUCCUCCCCAGACUGUAUACCGUCCCGCCUCCACCAAAUCCGUCAACAGCCUCCCCAAACACCGUGACGACACCCGCCAUGGUCGGCUCUACCAAAUUCCCCUUCAAUUGCCAAGCCGACGUGCUUGACAGGGAUGCUGUCAUGAUACCCAGCGGAUGGGUUAGUUAG